Molecule: messenger RNA, 3518 nt
Organism: Tachysurus fulvidraco (yellow catfish)
Lineage: Eukaryota; Metazoa; Chordata; Actinopteri; Siluriformes; Bagridae
Gene: mfsd2al2
Product: major facilitator superfamily domain containing 2a-like 2
Exons: 14
Coding region: 497-2302 (601 amino acids)
Biological process (GO): carbohydrate transport
Cellular component (GO): membrane
Molecular function (GO): symporter activity
Source: RefSeq, a predicted model, not a curated record
UUCAAGCCCAGUUUUCUUUUUGUUUGUUUCCUGUUAUUACAGACAGGAAAAGCAAAGUACAUUGGGCGCAUUCAUGUUUGAGCUUUUGUACAUGGCACAGGGACACACCCAGUCCUUUCUUUUCUGAGUCCCUGUCAGUACAGUACUAUUCUACAUACAAGACAGAAGUACAAAAAUAGAAACACCUAAAAGAAACCGUGAUUCUAUGUGUUUAUGUUCCAUCGAGAAUCUGACCAAGUGAGACGAAUUUGAUUAGAUUUUCUGGCUUUUGGUAAAUCUAACCUUAUGGCAGGUCAGGGUUUUUUUUUUUUUUUUGGUUAGAGUGUCAGGGAUUAGCAGGUGUUGAACAGGUAAGUACUGUGAGAUCUUAAAUUUCACUCCUCCCAAGAGUAUAGAAAAACCAUGUAUGGUCUUGGCUCGAGAUGGAACGUAACUGCUUCUAGAAAGUUCUGAAGGUUUAUCAGACACAAGUUUUCAUUUAAUAAAGGUUACUAGUAUGACUCUGGCUGAAGCAGUACUGAAUAAGCUGCAGUCAUGGAAAGAAUCGAUUUCUUCCAGCACUGAGACUGAACAAGAUGAGAAAGACAGAGAGACUUAUAACCAUACAGGAAUCUCUCUGACCACAAAGCUGUGCUACGCUGUUGGGGGAAUUCCAUAUCAGGCAACAAACAUUGCUUUGGGCUUCUCCUUCCAGAUAUUUUUACUGGAUGUAGUGCAAAUGGAGGCAUUCUAUGUCUCUCUGAUCUUGUUUGUCACUCGGGUAUGGGACGCAGUAACCGACCCUCUCAUUGGGUACCUGGUGAGCAGGAGUGGGCGAACCCCAGUAGGCAAGCUCCUCCCUUGGUCAGUUUUGUCCAUGCCACUGAGCAUUCUGUCUUAUGUCUUCCUCUGGUUCAUCCCACAUGCUGCAGACAGCUCCUCGGUUGUUGUGCCCUGGUACCUCAUCAUCAGCUGUCUCUUCGAGACUCUAAUGAGUUGCUAUCAUGUCCCAUAUAUGUCACUUAAUAUGUUUCUGGGAGGAAGCAAGAGGGACAGAGAUUCAGCUACGGCUUACAGAAUGAGUGCGGAGGUGUUGUCGAUGCUGCUGGCUGCUGUGAUGCAGGGGCAGGUGUUGAGAGUGUACAACGCAGAAAGAGAGAACUCCUGCAUGGACACGGAUAAUAAUGUUGAGCUCACAUUCACCACACCGUCUCCCUCCGUUGCUUCUCUACAGAACACGCAAGCGGCCUUCAUGACUUCAGCUCUGUUCCUGUGCGCUCUCUUCUUCCUCUGCUGUAUGGUGCUCUUUCUGGGAGUGAGAGAACAAAGUGGGUCUGCAGAUAUUGAGAUAGAGAGAUGCUCGUCAUGCCUUGCUGAUCUGAAGAAACUGGUUGGCCAGGUCUCGUAUCAGCGACUGGUCCUUGGCUUCCUGUUCACCUCUAUUGCUUUCCAGAUGGCUUUAGGAAACUUUGCUUUGUUCUGCAUCCAUGUGGCAGGAUUGGGAGCUCAGUUCCAGUAUCUCAUGUUGGCUAUAUUGGUUUCCGCUACAGUAUCAGUGCCAUUGUGGCAGAUGAUUCUAUUGAGGUUGGGAAAGAAGAAAACUCUCUUUAUCGGCCUACCUCUUUUUAUUCCUGUUAUGAUAGUCCUAGUGUCUGUCUCUGAAAACUUCGCUGUCUACAUGAUCAUGUGCCUUCUGGUUGGCACCAGUGUAGCUACGCUCCUCUUGUUACCAUGGUCCAUGUUGCCAGACGUGGUGGAUGAGUUCAUGGUUGCAAACCCUUGCUGCAAGGCGAUGGAGCCGUUGUUUUUCUCCUGCUCCUGCUUCUGUAACAAGCUCGGCGGAGGCCUCUCUGCUGGCAUAUCCACCAUGACACUACACCUGACAGGUUAUAAAACAGGAGCAUGCAGCCACAGCGGAGGAGUUAUCUUGGCAUUACGCCUGCUUUUGGCACCGAUUCCCAUCGUCCUAUUGCUGGUCGGUCUGGUCUUCUUCUAUCUCUACCCCAUCAAUGAGAUGCAGCACCUGAGCCUUCAGAAAGACCAAAAAGAAACAAGGGUCAAGUCCCAGAUGCUUCCAAAUAAUCAGGACAUCAAACUACAACAACGCAUGUCUAGCACAAUAUCUACUUCCCAGCCAGGAGGUUUUGCUUCAACAAGCUUUCCAGAUAAAAAUAGUAGCUUAGACUGCACCUCUGAGCGGCCAUUUUAUAAACCAAAAUGGAGGUCAAUAAGCAACAUGCCUGUAUUUCAAAUUAGCACACGACAGUCUUCACUGUACAGUAAUGAGACAUGCUCAAAGAAAGACGUAGUUACAUGGGUGUAAUUUAAAAGUGAUUUGUUGACAGGAAAGUGAGGAAAUCAUGUUCAAAAUUAGACUGGGCUUCUGCUCAGUGCUCUAUAGACAGGGUUAUCAGUAUGAAAGGAUUUGGUUUGUUGAAUUCAGUCAGAUUUAUGUUAAGCCUGCAUUUAAUUAUAAUGUAUACAAUAUAAUAAUAAAUAUAACAUUUAAAAACAUGUCUACACACUUAACAGCCACUUUAUUAGGAACACCUAUACACCUGCUCAUUCAUGUAAUUUUCCAAGCAAUCAUUUAACCAGUCAAACUGUCCUGUGAUCUGUGCUCAUAUUUAAUGCUGCAAGUCUCCAUUCAGUGUACUAUUAAGUUGCCACUAUUAGUUCAUCAGCAAUGAACUUCAGUGGCCCAACUAUCAUUUCACUUAUGAAAUCUAGAGGAAGAUUUGGUUUGCAUAUACAUUUCACCAUGGUAUAUAUGUAUCAUAUCGUACAAGAUGAAGGAGAAGCAGUGUGUGCUGUACUGUGUUCAUUCGCAUUGGUAAUCACUGACAAAUCACUAUUUGUCACUCCCUAUUUGCAUAAAGUUAUAAUUUUCUGAACUUUGUUGCAUUGCUGUACACACACACAUCCAGUCACUCUGUUGCUCAUUUCGCCCGUUCUCAUUGCAUAUCAAAAAUCUACUGUCACUUUUUCUGCUGUAACGUAACAUCAGACUCCUGUUCUUGACUGACAGAACCUAAUGCUAUAUUUUGUUCUUGCUGUAGCCAGUAUCCAGCUGAGGCUACACUUGGAACUAUUUUCAUUGAUGGAGCAAAAAUAAACAAAAUAUUUUUCAAACUGUCUAAAAUAUCACUGUGUUCAUUUCCUGUUCAUAGAACUGUUGUAUUGUACUGAAUAUCAACACAACGGUGAUUCGGCUGUAAGUAAACUCUAUUGCUUGUGCGAUAUUGCUUAAGCAACAACCAAUUUAUUUGUAGGUGAAUGAUAAACAAAUUGAAAACAUGCUGCUACAUAAGAAAGGAAAUAUUGAUAUGGGGAAGCUUUCUGUAAAGAAAUGUUCAUGUAACCUUUAUGAAGGAGUGUCCAGUGUCAGCACUUUGUAUUGGUAGGUAAGAUUUGUUUAAUUACAGAAGCAACUGUAAAGAAAAUUGGCUGUGUCCUAAAUCACGGGUGACAGCAGGACAAAUUGUGUAGCCUUAAUAGUACGUCACCUAUAGUAGUUUUGGUAAUAGACGUGGAGAUAU